ACGUUUCAUUUGGUGGGGAAUGCUAUUGGACCACUUUUCCAGCCAUCCCCUGAAUGCACCGCUAUAGGUGUCCUUGUAGCUGCCUGAUCAAAAGCUGUCAAUGUUCCAAUCAGCAGCGCCUCCUGUGCCCUUCAAUGCUGGGUUCACUCCUCACUUGCUAAGUUUCAGUGUGUCGGGGCGUGUAGACUAUUUUAAUGCCAGUUUUAGGUCCACUUCCGUCAGCUAUCUCUGUUUGGUGUUUUUAAACGUAAAAUUGUGGUAAUGGAGUGUCGUGUGUUAUCCAUUCAGAGUCAUGUUGUCAGGGGAUACGUAGGGAACAAGUCGGCAGCAUUUCCGCUGCAGGUGCUGGGCUUUGAAGUGGACUCCAUCAACUCUGUGCAGUUCUCCAAUCACACAGGUUACGCCCACUGGAAGGGACAGGUGCUGACAGCAGAGGAGCUGAACGUGCUGUAUGAGGGCAUCAAGCUCAACAAUGUCAACCACUAUGACUACAUCCUCACAGGGUACAGCAGGGACACGUCCUUCCUGGAGACGGUGGUGGAUAUUAUCCAGGAGCUAAAGAAGGCAAAUCCCGGAUUGGUUUAUGUUUGUGAUCCUGUUAUGGGAGACCAUGGUGCUAUGUACGUUCCAGAGCUCCUCCUGCCAGUCUACAAGAACAAAGUGGUGCCCGUGGCCGAUAUCCUGACCCCCAACCAAUUCGAAGCAGAAAUCUUAACUGGUAGGAAAAUUACCACAGAGGCUGAUGCCAUAGAGGUGAUGGACUUACUUCACAAAAUGGGCCCGGAGACUGUGGUCCUCACCAGUACUGACCUGCUGUCAAAACGCGGGGAAGAGUUCCUGGUGGCCCUCGGGAGCCAGAAAAUAAUGAAACCUGGCGGGACCGUCAUCAGUCAGAAAAUCUGCUUGGACAUCCCCAAAGUGGAUGCUGUGUUUGUGGGGACUGGAGACCUUUUUGCAGCCAUGUUGCUAGCAUGGACUCAUUUUCACCCCAAAGACCUAAAGGCUGCCUGUGAAAAGACGGUUUCAGUCAUGCACCAUGUCAUUAAGAGGACCAUCACUUACGCCAAUGAAAUGGCUGGUCCGGGGAAAAAGCCCAGCCCUGCACAGCUGGAGCUGCGGAUGGUCCAGAGCAAAGCUGACAUUGAGAAUCCCACCAUUGUUGUGGAAGCCAACUUGCUAUAAAAGAGUUUGCACGGAAGACGGCGGCCUUUCUGUAGACGUUCAACUCGUACUCAGCGGGAGCAGGCGACCACACACAUAGGAUUUUCACAUCACAGACAGUCACAUGUCUCUGCCUUACAGAACCUUUGAGGGAGGACACCUACCGUAUGUUAGGAGUGAUCAGCAGGAUGUUUUGUAUGUUCUCUCUGCUCACCGAUAUCACUGCCAUAUGUAUCUGUAGACUGUGUAGACAUCAUAUGCCCUUUACUGAAAACAACAAACAAAAAAAAAGACAGUUGUGUUCUAGUUAAAGGGUGCUGUAAAUGUACUUGAAUCUUGAUAUAAAACGGCUCAUUCCAGUCCUCCAGUGACGUGUGCAUGACCAGUUACAGCUUAAGUUGCUCCCAGAGCAUCACGAGCACACCAGUAUAUCGUUUUUACUGAAAAUACGACACGGUUUGUCAGACCGAAAAGAUUUCGAUAAAACAUUACAAAUGCAUGCAUUGUGCACUUGGAUGUUUUAUCACCUUAAUGAGCGCUAAAACCUCAUACACUUAGAUCAGAUUCAUUCUAACAGCUGAGAUAUGUAUCGUAGCUCCCUCAAAAUGUUGAAUAUCUUAUGCAAUUAUUAGAUGGUUUCGUUUCACCCCAGCUGAUUUAUCUUCAUCUUAUUUCAGACAAUUCAUGAUUGUAGAGCAAAUUACAAUAAUAGCUGAUGUCAAACAAUAUUCUUGUAAUCAUUUGUCUUUUUUAAAUCACUGUUUUAAUUAUGCAAUGCUUUCUUGAACUAGAAGGUGUGUAACGUGUUAGAUUCAUGUCCUAAACAUCUCAAAUUGAGGUAUUUGCACAGAUAAUCUUUAAUAUAUUUGCUAAUGAUUACUGUUUUCAUUUUCAACUGUUGUCAUAUCUGUAGAAAUAGUCUUAAUGAGAGACCUCGCUGUGUAGCCUUAACAGGGUUAGAAAGUCCAAACAUCGGUCAUGAAUGUUUUUGUGCGCUAAUAGCAGAUCCUCACACAUAGUGUUUAGAGAGUUAAGUGCCAAACGUGGAACUGCUGAUCUGUUAUAGAGCGAUAUAUAAACAGAAUAAUAAAUGACUAAUCUUUUACUGAA
Messenger RNA from Menidia menidia (Atlantic silverside), 2271 nucleotides. NCBI's taxonomy places the organism in Eukaryota, Metazoa, Chordata, Actinopteri, Atheriniformes, Atherinopsidae. The record is from the annotation of a GenBank genome assembly.